Molecule: messenger RNA, 2781 nt
Organism: Chroicocephalus ridibundus (black-headed gull)
Lineage: Eukaryota; Metazoa; Chordata; Aves; Charadriiformes; Laridae
Product: deleted in malignant brain tumors 1 protein-like
Exons: 17
Coding region: 73-2781 (902 amino acids)
Cellular component (GO): membrane
Source: RefSeq, a predicted model, not a curated record
AACAGAUGUGCAGGAAACGUGGAGAUCUUCUAUUUUGGAGGCUGGACAAAAGUAUGUGGGUACCUGUGGGACAUGCAAGAUGCCCAGGUUGUGUGCCGGCAGCUUGGCUGCGGCUCACCUCUUGGUGUGAUGGACUAUUUCCCUUCGAGCGGCUCGGACUGGUACAUGAUGACGGCAGUGGAUUGUGCGGGCUAUGAAGACUAUUUGUGGUAUUGCCCCUAUGACUACAGCUCUGUCUGUUAUAACAGGGAUGCUUCUGUCAUAUGCUCAGACUCGGGACUAACGGUGCCUCCGCCAACAGCACCAAGCAGCUCCAGCUUCACUCUUCCCAUGUCGUCAACCACAGGCAACGGCUCCUGCGGUGGCUUGCUUCAGGGCUGGUCUGGCUCAGUCCAGAGCCCGGGCUACCCCAACUCCUACCCCAACAACGCCCGCUGCGUGUGGCACAUACAGCUGCCGGAGCUGGAUCUCCGAGUCGAGCUCCAGUUUGCGGAUGUCGAGCUGGAAGGCAGCAGCUGCCAGUACGACGCCAUCGAGGUGUACGACGGCGAGUACCCUGGGAGCCCACUGCUUGGGAAGGUUUGCCAGAACAACCAUCGCGUCUUCAAGUCAUCUGGGUACCAGAUGACCAUCCUGUUCCGCAGUGACUACAGCGUCACCAGGAGAGGUUUCCAGGCCUACUACUCCUCGUUUCCCGCCUCUAGCAGCACCGCGGCACCAAGCAGCUCCAGCUUCACUCCUCCCGUGUCGUCAACCACAGGCAACGGCUCCUGCGGUGGCUUGCUUCAGGGCUGGUCUGGCUCAGUCCAGAGCCCGGGCUACCCCAACUCCUACCCCAACAACGCCCGCUGCGUGUGGCACAUACAGCUGCCGGAGCUGGAUCUCCGAGUCGAGCUCCAGUUUGCGGAUGUCGAGCUGGAAGGCAGCAGCUGCCAGUACGACGCCAUCGAGGUGUACGACGGCGAGUACCCUGGGAGCCCACUGCUUGGGAAGGUUUGCCAGAACAACCAUCGCGUCUUCAAGUCAUCUGGGUACCAGAUGACCAUCCUGUUCCGCAGUGACUACAGCGUCACCAGGAGAGGUUUCCAGGCCUACUACUCCUCGUUUCCCGCCUCUAGCAGCACUGCGGCACCAAGCAGCUCCAGCUUCACUCCUCCCGUGUCGUCAACCACAGGCAACGGCUCCUGCGGUGGCUUGCUUCAGGGCUGGUCUGGCUCAGUCCAGAGCCCGGGCUACCCCAACUCCUACCCCAACAACGCCCGCUGCGUGUGGCACAUACAGCUGCCGGAGCUGGAUCUCCGAGUCGAGCUCCAGUUUGCGGAUGUCGAGCUGGAAGGCAGCAGCUGCCAGUACGACGCCAUCGAGGUGUACGACGGCGAGUACCCUGGGAGCCCACUGCUUGGGAAGGUUUGCCAGAACAACCAUCGCGUCUUCAAGUCAUCUGGGUACCAGAUGACCAUCCUGUUCCGCAGUGACUACAGCGUCACCAGGAGAGGUUUCCAGGCCUACUACUCCUCGUUUCCCGCCUCUAGCAGCACUGCGGCACCAGGUAGCACCAGCUCGAUGCCCACCGUGUCAACAACCUCAGAAGAUUACUCUUGUGGAGGCUUGCUUUCCUCUCCAUCUGGGACAUUACAGAGUCCAUUUUACCCCAGAAAUUAUCCAAACAAUGCUAACUGUGUUUGGGAAAUAGAAGUAAAGAACAACUUCCUUGUCAGACUCACAUUUAGAGAUGUUCAGAUGGAAGGUGGCAGAUGCUUGUCUGACUAUGUGGAAGUCUAUGAUGGGCCACUCUAUACCUCUCCUCUGCUUGGGAAAUUUUGUUCUGGUUAUGGUCGCACGUACAAGUCUUCUUCAAACCUGCUGACUGUUCGGUUUUACAGUAACUCUCGAUACACAUACAGAGGGUUCCAGGCUGACUAUUAUUCCACUCCAGCAGAUCAGAACACUAUGCUGUCGUGUUUGCCAGACUACAUGCGUGCAGUUGUGAGCAGAUACUACCUUCAGUCACAAGGCUACUCUCCUUGGAAACUCUCCUUGAAUGACCCCUCUUGCAAACCCAACAUUACAUCAGAGUAUGUUAUAUUCGACAUACCAUACACUCGCUGUGGCACAGUGAGAGAGGGAAACAACAAUACAAUAACCUAUUCCAACCUUAUUAGAGGAUCCUCUUCUGGUACUGUCAUCACAAGAACUAGAAACCUUCACCUGCGUAUUCACUGCAAAAUGCUCCAGAACACAUGGGCAGAAAUAAUGUAUGUUGCGGAGGACAAUUUCGAAGUCAACGAAACUCAGUAUGGCAGAUAUGAUGUCAACCUUACAUUUUAUCAUUCUGCGUACUUCUCAUGGCCAGUGUAUGACUCGCCAUACUACGUUAAUAUCAACCAGGAUUUGUUUCUUGAAGCUUACCUGCACAGCUCCGAUUCAAACCUGGUGUUAUUUGUGGACACAUGUGUGGCGUCUCCCACUCCCCACAAUUUUACAACAAUGACCUAUGAUAUAAUCAGGAAUGGGUGUGUUCGAGAUUCUACCUAUGCUACAUAUUAUUCACCCUACAAUCACGUGGUCCGGUUUAAAUUCAAUGCCUUCCAGUUUAUUCAUUACAGUCCAUCGGUUUACCUGCAAUGUGAACUAGUGGUGUGCAGGGCCUAUGACUAUUCUUCCAGAUGCUACCGAGGCUGUAUUACUAGGUCCAAGAGAGAGGCAAGCUCUGGCCAAGAAAGGGUGACUGUUGUGGCUGGGCCAAUACGGCUUCGGGAAGGUGGUACCGAGAAACCUUGA